AUGGUGCGCCAGACGGGAGGAUUCGGAGAUCUUGAGACAGCGAUCUUCGAUAUUCUUCUGACACGGAGACUGUGGAUAGUGAAGUGGGUGGGAUAUUGCUCUCAAAUCCUCGAAAAUAAACAUCUGCAGGGGCGAAUAUCCAGGAAGUAUUCAGCUCGUCCAGGAUCUCGGAGGAACAGCCCUACAAAGAAGCAACUGGCAGCUUCGAUAAACGAACGAGAAUGCGCAGGAACUCGGGUUGGAACAACCGCGCAGAACACAGCUUGGCGAGGCUUUGCUCAUCGUAUCCCAGCUGAGCAUGACGUGAGUGGGUAUCAUGUUGGCGAAUGA
This is a messenger RNA of Nannizzia gypsea CBS 118893, 330 nucleotides long. RefSeq lists its product as hypothetical. The record is from RefSeq and is a predicted model, not a curated record. The transcript is spliced from 3 exons. Lineage: Eukaryota; Fungi; Ascomycota; Eurotiomycetes; Onygenales; Arthrodermataceae. Bases 1 to 330 code for a protein of 109 amino acids.